This is a messenger RNA of Chroicocephalus ridibundus (black-headed gull), 1339 nucleotides long. It is a transcript of the gene PSTK, whose product is annotated as phosphoseryl-tRNA kinase. Gene Ontology annotation, molecular function: tRNA binding; kinase activity. The record is from RefSeq and is a predicted model, not a curated record. The transcript is spliced from 6 exons. NCBI's taxonomy places the organism in Eukaryota, Metazoa, Chordata, Aves, Charadriiformes, Laridae. Bases 1 to 1200 code for a protein of 399 amino acids.
AUGCGUAACUUAAUGUAUCACUGCAUUUAUCAUCAAAAUAAACCCAGCAAACCCGCGCUCGCCCCGCCCGCCAGGGGACGGGCCCGCGCAUGCGCACAGCCGCGGCCUGCAGCUGCAGCGGCGGCCGGCCCUCCGUCGGCGCUGGCGGCGGAGGAGGAGGAGCCGGGCGGCGGCGGGCGCGCCCGGGGGGGGCUGUGCCUGCUGUGCGGGCUGCCGGCCGCCGGCAAGUCCACGCUGGGUCGCGCUCUGCGCCGCCGCCUGCCGCGGCGCCCGGGCUGGGCCUGCGCCCUCCUCAGCUACGACGAGCUCAUCCCGCCGGAGGCCUUCGGGCCCAGCGAGCCGGGGGCGGGACCGGCCGGGCCGCCCCCAUUGCUGCCGCGCUGGAAGCGGAGCCGGCGGGAGCUGCUGCAGUGCCUGGAGCGGUUCCUGCAGGCGCUGGUCACCGGGGAGCCUCUGUCCGUCCCCCCCGCCGCCGGGCAGCCGGGCUGGGAGCGGUUCCUGGCCUGCUGCCGCGGGCAGGGGCUGCUCGCCCCGCAGGAACGGCACGGCGGUCCCGAGACACCCGCAGCCACCGCCGGGCCGCUCUACCUGAUCUUGGAUGACAAUUUUUAUUACCAGAGCAUGCGAUACGAGGUGUACCAGCUGGCUCGCAAAUAUUCCUUGAGCUUCUGCCAGUUAUUUUUAGACUGUCCACUUGAAUGCUGCUUGCAGAGAAAUCGUCUAAGAAGUCAUCCAUUACCUGACCAGACAAUAUGUUUAAUGGCAAGAAAAAUAGAAAUGCCAGAUCUCAAGAAAAACGCUUGGGAACAGAACAGCCUCAUUCUGAAAAGUUCUGAUUGCACUUUGGAGGAUGAUGAGCAGAUAAUCAGUUUGCUGGCCACUGCUUUGGAAAAUCCAGUCAAGCAAAAUGAGGAAAACCUUGAGCAAAAGGAAGCAGAUCGAGCAAUCUGUGCGGCGAGUACUGUCCAUCAGGCUGACCAGGUUUGCAGACGCGUCAUCUCUCAGGCAAUGAAGGACGCCAAAGAUAAAAACAUACUCCCAAGUGAGAUGAGGAGUCUGGCAGAAGAACUCAACAAACUCAAAGCAGAAUUUUUGGAAGACUUGCGUCAAGGAAAUAAUUUGAAAAGCCAAACUUGCAGCGUAACUUCUUCAUUUCAAGAUGAGGCAACCAAUGUGGUUAAUAAAUAUAUUUUUAAAUAAUGACAUAGAGAACGUUGGUGAUUUUUAAGAGUCCAGCGUCUUUAAAAUGCAGUACUCCUUCAGCAGUACAGCUGGAAACAGCUGAGAGACACAGCUUCCUUCUCUGGAGGCUUGUGCCACCUCUAACUCCUCUCCCUGU